This is a messenger RNA of Mercurialis annua (annual mercury), 1437 nucleotides long. RefSeq lists its product as uncharacterized. The transcript is spliced from 3 exons. The record is from RefSeq and is a predicted model, not a curated record. The coding region runs from base 1 to 1437 and encodes 478 amino acids. Lineage: Eukaryota; Viridiplantae; Streptophyta; Magnoliopsida; Malpighiales; Euphorbiaceae.
AUGGUGUAUCGUCCACAAAAACUAGUACCGACGAAGAUAAUUCUCCUUUAUGGAAAUUUGUUACAAAACUUUGAAAAUCGGGAGAAGGAGGUGGAAAUUGGAAAUGGAUAUGCAACUUUUGAAGAAGCUGUAAUUAAAAUUUCAAAUUCUCAACCUAAGCGAGUUCCUCUACCAGUCACUGCUACAAUCACGAGUCCUUCUUUUGCUACUCAUUCAAGUGAUUUGGAAGUUCUAAAAAGAAAACGAGUUAGUGACUCUAAACUUGCCAAAUCUUUUGACAUGCAACAUAGAGCUCAAUUAGAUGCCGACAUAGCACGAAUGUAUUAUACUGGGGGUUUGCCUUUCACUUUUGCCAGAAAUCCUUAUUACAUGAGCUCUUAUUCAUUUGCUGCUAAUCAUUCAUUGGGAGGAUAUGUGCCUCCUGGGUAUAAUAAAUUGAGAACCACUUUACUGCAACAAGAAAAGACACAUGUGAAAAGGUUGUUGGAACCUAUUAAAAGCACUUGGAAAGAAAAAGGAGUUAGUAUUGUGACUGAUGGAUGGAGCGACCCACAAAGAAGACCUUUAAUUAAUGUGAUGGUAGUCUGUGAAUCUGGUCCUAUGUUUAUCAAAGCUGUGGAUUGCUCAGGUGAAGUGAAAGACAAGCAUUUUAUUUCCAGUUUGCUUAUGGAAGUAAUUGAUGAGAUCGGUCAUCAAAAAGUGGUCCAAAUUAUUACUGACAAUGCUAAAAAUUGCAAAGCUGCUGGAGAAAUUAUUGAGAGUAUGUAUCCACAUAUUUUCUGGACUCCUUGUGUAGUUCAUACUCUUAAUCUUGCUUUGAAUAAUAUAUGUGCAGCUAAGAAUGUGGAAACAAAUACUGAAACCUAUGAUGAGUGUCAUUGGAUCACGGUAAUUCAUGGAGAUGCUCUACAAAUCAAGAAUUUUAUCAUGACUCAUUCGAUGAGGCUAGCUAUAUUCAAUCAAUUUAGUCCUUUGAAGUUGCUUUCGGUUGCUGAUACUCGAUUUGCUUCUAUUGUUGUGAUGCUUAAAAGAAUGAAACUUAUUAGACACGCUCUUGAAGUAAUAGUUUUGAGUGACCAAUGGACUGAAUGUCGAGAUGAUGAUCAAGGCAAAGCAAGAUUUGUUCGAGAUACGGUGUUGGAUGAUAGUUGGUGGGAGAAACUUGAUUACAUUCUUACUUUUACUGGACCAAUCUAUGAGAUGAUUCGAAUAUGUGACACCGAUAAACCAUGUCUUCAUUUGGUUUAUGAGAUGUGGGAUUCAAUGAUCGAAAAGGUAAAACGGACAAUUUACGAGCAUGAAAAAAUUCGACCAAGUGAUUAUUCUCCUUUCUAUGAAGUUGUCCAUCAAAUUCUUGUUGAUCGUUGGGCGAAGAACAAUACUCCACUUCACUGUUUGGCUCAUUCUUUGAAUCCAAAAUAUUAUAGUGACAAAUAG